Molecule: messenger RNA, 2691 nt
Organism: Candidula unifasciata
Lineage: Eukaryota; Metazoa; Mollusca; Gastropoda; Stylommatophora; Geomitridae
Source: the annotation of a GenBank genome assembly
AUGAAAAAGUUGGUGGCUACUGGGCAGCUGGAGAUAGUCACUGGUGGCUGGGUGAUGGCUGAUGAGGCUGUGGCUCAUUACAGCUCAUUGUUGGAUCAGUUGAUUGAAGGCCAUCUGUGGGUUUCUGAUAACCUAGGCAUUAUACCCAAUACAUCUUGGUCAAUAGACCCAUUUGGUCAUUCUCCAACAAUGGCAUACUUCUUGAAGGAGGCAGGAAUUCAAAAGAUGGUCAUACAGCGGACACACUUUGGUAUUAAAAGACAUUUUGCCAGGAAGAAAAUUCUGGAAUUCAAUUGGAGGCAGACAUGGGAUUCUGAAGGUCAAAGUGGCAUAUUCUGCCAUAUGAUGCCAUUUCUUCUGUAUGCGAUACAUUAUUCUUGUGGGCCAGACCCCCAUGUUUGUUGCCAGUUUGACUUUUCAUCUGAUAAAUGCUUCCGGGGCACCAAGACUGUUCCCAGAAUUACAGUAGAUGAUAACAAUAUCAGGAAAUUGUCAUGGGCCCUGUGGGAGCAGUUCCAGAAGAAAGCUCAGCUGUAUCGCAGUAAUGUCUUGUUAGUGCCUCAUGGUGAUGAUUUUCGUUACUCCUCCAGUGAAGAGUGGUCUCAGCAGUUUGGCAACCUUGGCAGACUUAUAGACUACAUGAACAAGGACAAGGAUAUGAACAUAAAAGUCCAGUUUGGCACAAUCAGUGACUAUUUUAAUGCACUUGACAAGGACACUGAACAGUCCAAAUUAACUUUCCCGACCCUGGCAGGUGACUUCUUUUCUUACAAUGACCGAGAUGAUCAGUACUGGACCGGCUACUUCUCAGUCCGACCAUUUUAUAAGCAUGUGGCCAGAGUUUUGCAAGCAAAAUUAAGGAUCACAGAAAUUCUGUUCUCGCUAACAGUGGCCCAGUCAUUGACUUCAGCCAAUGUCAUCUAUCAACAGCAUGCUCUUGUUUUGGUUGAGGCCCGCAGGUCUCUGGGACUUUUCCAUCAUCACGAUGCAAUUACUGGAACCAGCAAGAAGUUUGUCAUGGCAGACUAUGGACAGAUUUUAAGAAACACCAUGGAGAAGCUGAAUGAACUUCUGGCAUUACUGAUGUUAAACAACAUGAUCACCAGUAAUAACAAAAUGGAUCAGCUGCCACAGCAAUCGAUUUUCAUGACAGAAGAGUGGGCUUCAGUUUCCUCUCAACCAGUAUUGAAAGUUGCUCACUAUAAAAAGAGUUGUUUUGUAGCUGUUACAAAUCCUCUGACUAUUCCUUGGACAUCGCCUGUUACUGUGCGAGUUUCUACCCCGUCUCGUGUGAGAGCACAUGAUGGAUCCUUUGUGCCCAGUCAGAUCAACCCUGUUAUUGGUAAAGGAUUGCAGCCUCUCCCAAAUGUUUAUGAUAUUAUAUUUGUGGCUGAUUUACCAGCACUGUCGAUCAAAUUGUAUGAACUGAUAGAAGAUGCCCAGACCUCAACUUUUGCAACUGUGACUAUAUUUGGUAAUCAGCUUGAGACUUCUUUAUUUCCAUCCAAAUUUCAUCCGGUGGUGUCCACCAAAGCAAGAUUUGAAAUUGAAAACCAGUACCUGAAGGCUAGCUUCUCAUCCUGUACAGGGACACUUCAGCACACUUUACGAAAGACAGAUGGCAUCCUGCACAAAACAGAAGUGAAAAUGGUUAGCUAUGGAACUGGAUCAUGGACGAAUCCAUUCCGGGACAAGAGUGGGACAUACAUCUUCAUGCCAGAUGGCGAAGCACAGGAUGUGGAAUCUUUUUAUCCCAGCAUGCUAGUGGUUAGAGGGCCAGUCACAGCCUCUGUGAUUUCACUGCUACCUGGUGUCUUACACACAUCGACAGUCUACAAUAUUUCAGGCCCAGUGGGUACUGGUGUGCAUAUAGACAACCUAGUAGACAUUGCCUCAGAGGAGUGGGCAAACAAGGAGCUGGCUAUGAGAGUCAUCACAGACGUGGUCUCCCCGGACACAAGCCUCUGUGUUGAUCUCAAUGGCUUUCAGAUGCACAGGAAGAAGUGGAAAGCCAAGUUGUUGAUUCAAGGAAACUUCCACCCUAUGACCUCAAUGGCUUACUUGACAGAUGACCAGUUGUCUCGUGUAACACUGAUUACUUCCGAAGCUCACGGUGUAGCUUCUCUAUAUGAUGGCACGCUGGAAGUUAUAUUAGAUCGGAGACUUAUGCAAGAUGACUGGAGAGGGCUGAAAGAGGCAGCUCAUGAUAAUGUUCCUAGUCCCAGCAAAUUUAUAUUGCUUCCUGAAAGAAGAGAUGCUGUUGUCCAGUCAGAAGAGCAAGCAUGCUAUCCUUCACUGCUGGCCCAUUUGCUGUCAUCACAUGUGAACAACCCACCUCAGGUGGCUGUUAUUUCAAACAUCCGUAGAACAUUCUUAGCUGAAGCCAGAUUCCUUAAAGAACCCUGGCCAUGUUCCUAUCAUUUACUGAACAUCAGAAAUCUGGGCCUUGAGGCAGCAGAUUACCAGGCACUCAUUCUGCUGCACAGAGUCGGGUUGGACUGCAGUUACCACCAGGUCUACCAGAAUUGUAACGUUAAUGAAACACUGCUUUUGAAGUCCUUUACCAAGAUUCACAUAGCAUCUGCCAGGUUGACCAGCCUGACUGGAGUGAAGGAGAUUGCUCCUUUGUCUAAACUUGUUCUAGAUUUGAAAACCAUGGAGAUCAAAACAGUCAAAGUGACAUUUAGAUAG